This is a messenger RNA of Owenia fusiformis, 2731 nucleotides long. Lineage: Eukaryota; Metazoa; Annelida; Polychaeta; Sabellida; Oweniidae. The record is from the annotation of a GenBank genome assembly.
AUAAAAGUCUCAAUUUAACGAUACACAAACGAAAGUCUUUCAGAAUUUCAAAAUUUGUGUAUUUCGAUGGGCGCCGCCAUUUUUAUUUCUUCAACUCUCGUUCAAACGACAGUUGCUUUAUUUGAAAUAUAUCAAGAUACAAGCUGAUCCAUACACAUUUAUCACUUUUUUAUGCAACAAAAAUUUGAAUUCAAGAAUAAUAUAUCAAUGUAAUGAUUUAUCAUUACAUUUUAUGCAUUGAAAUAUUUCACCUGGAGAUUGGUCUUGGAGAUUUCAUUUUGGAUUUUGACGAACCAAAACAUACUCUGAAAUUACUACUGAAAAACCUGGAUUUCUGAGGAAAACGGAGGGUUUCGCCCACAGAAAGAGGGUCCAACAUCAACCAUAGGUAAUGCCCAGCAGAAAGGGAAACAUGGCGCAAGAUUACUAUGAGCUGUUGGGGAUACCCAAGACUGCAUCAGAUGCAGAUAUUAAAAAAGCUUACAGAAAACUAGCUCUUAAGUGGCAUCCUGAUAAAAAUCCAAACAACAAGGAGGGUGCAGAGAAAAAAUUCAAAGAAGUUGCUGAAGCAUAUGAAGUUUUAUCAGACAAAAAGAAAAGGGACAUUUAUGAUAGAUACGGCAAAGAUGGCUUAAGCAAUGAAGGCAGGAGUUCUACUCAGGACUUCAACUUUGGAAACUUUGGACAUGAUUUUGGAAGUCACCAAGGAUUCCAUAGUUUCCACUUCAGAGAUCCCUUCGAUGUUUUCAAAGAGUUUUUCGGUGGACGCGAUCCUUUUGAAGAUAUGUUUGGCAGAGGCUCAGGUCGCAGUGAUUCAAUGUUCCAGGAUUCUUUUCCAGGGUUUCCUGGGUUUCAAGGUGGUUUUCAUCACAAUGCAUUCUUCAACUCUGGGGAUCCAUUCGCCUCACACCAGCAGGGUAGCGGUCGCCAAAGAACCAGACAGCAGCCUCAACAGCAACAACAGCAGAAUCGGCAACGUAUAACGGGACCUGGAUUUGGGUUUAAUUCAUUCUUCAGUAACCAAGACCCAUUUGGAAAUUUUGGGAGUCAAACUUCUUUCUCAAGUUCCACGUUCAGUGGGCCAGCAAUGGGGGGAAGCUUUAGAUCUUCUUCAACAUCAACAAAAAUAGUUAAUGGCAAAAAAGUUGUCACAAAAAAAGUGGUAGAAAAUGGGAUAGAGACAGUUACAGUAGAAGAGGAUGGACAAAUGACAUUAAAGACAGUCAAUGGGGAACCACAAGCCAUUGAAUAUAGACAUUAACAUAUAUUAAUAACAUACAUAUAUACAGUACAUCACAUAUACAUUGGGAACACUCUACAGUACAGUAACACAUGUCUACUAGGAAUCAUAUAAGAUGUAUACUUACCGGUGGAACAUAGAGAAAUUAUAAGUGCUACAACUGAAAUGACAAACUGGAAUAGAACAAAGUGUAAAUGAAACUCAGAAUGGAAAAUUUAAAAGUGAGAAUGAAAAUUGUCAAAUAUGAACUCAAAGACCGGGAAACUGAAACAGUGGUUAAAGGGUCAUAUUCAGGAUAUAAAUUUGCACAUUCCAUUCUUGCCUGGGAGGUUAUUUCCUUAUAUGCUCAUUUUCAGCCUGGAUAUGACCCUUUAAAUCAAAGCUCUUUGGAUAAUAUUAAAUAGAGUUACUGCUGUAAACAGUCGUGUAAUAACUUCACUGGUUACAGUAUCACAUGUAUUUGUUUUAAUGUUGCAUUGCCAGACUUGUAUUGCACACAUAUAACAUUUAAUAUGUUACUAUUAAGUCAAAAUAGUUUUACUUUUUACAUUUUUAUUGCCAACCCCAAAAUUUAUACUAAAAAUUUAGUAUUACACUUUCUUGAUUUCUUUCAAAAAUGAAUGCACAUUACACCUUGUAAAGUGGGAGCAGCAAUGAAAAGUCUUCAAAGGAGAAUUUAUUCUCAUAAAGGUAUUCAUUUGGUUCAAUUAUUUCAUUUUUCCUCAGCAGACCCUUGAUUUAGUUUUCAAGAGAUUCUAGCCAUGUGGAAAUCAAGAGAUUUAAUUUGUAUUAUGGGUACUCCUUCAGUACAUUUUAAAUAAACUUCUUUCCAUUGAUGUUUCACUUUUGAUAUGACAUUAAUCUAUGUCGUCAAGCCACGAAUGAAACAUCUGGAAUCUCCUAUGGAGUCAUGAUUUUGCAGAGAAAAGAACGAAGUCACUAUCAUACUAAAUGAAAUGCUUGGAGAUUGUGACGAAGGAGCAUGUCGCAAAAUAAUGCAGAUUUUAUCAAUGGAAAAACUCAGAUUCCAUAUUUUUUUUCUAUUGUUUCCCUCCUUCAUAUGGUGUACUAUGCAUUUAUGCAAUUCAACAAUCACCCAAUUAUGGAAUUACCUUGUACGAUAAUGUUUUUAAGUAAGGGUUCUUUGACAUGCCAUUUGUUAGAAGUCAGUAGUUCCUAAUUAUUUAUUUCUCAAGUAUUAGAUUUAAAUAAUUUUGAGACCAGAAGCAUACAUGUUCAUUUAGCCAUUUAGGCCUAUUGUGUAAUUUGCACAUUUGCUUAACAGAAGUGAAGACAUGGCUUUACUAACAAAGAACACCAUGAUUGUCAAGUUAUAAAUUGCUAAUUUGUGAACAUAAACUGGUGAAUUGAUGAGCUAACACAGGGUUAACUGUAGUGUUGAUUGGUGAACUGUAAUUGUAAUCGAGUGGACUGUUAACUUGUGAUCUGUUCAAGCAAAUGUUCGAUGAAAGCAAUAAACUGUGAAUUGUU